Messenger RNA from Thalassophryne amazonica, 4921 nucleotides. RefSeq names its product stanniocalcin 2a (gene stc2a). The coding region runs from base 229 to 1083 and encodes 284 amino acids. The record is from RefSeq and is a predicted model, not a curated record. Gene Ontology annotation, biological process: intracellular calcium ion homeostasis. The transcript has 4 exons. NCBI's taxonomy places the organism in Eukaryota, Metazoa, Chordata, Actinopteri, Batrachoidiformes, Batrachoididae. Gene Ontology annotation, cellular component: extracellular region. Gene Ontology annotation, molecular function: hormone activity.
AUUGGUUGUGAAGCCGUGACCGACAACACCUGCUUAACUCCUUCAUCCAAAUUGACACCCGGCGGGUUCCGAGAAAUAUAGGCAGCAUCCCUUCCAGCUCAUGCAUUCAGUCCUACAGCUGCGCUUUAAGAACACCAACGAGCUGCAGCUGGUCAGUGAUCGAAGGAGAAACCCUCACGCACGCUGCCGGAUCUCUGCUGGGAAACCGAGCGCACCUUCGGGGACGCAAUGCUGGUUAAACUGGCCGUGGCGCUGCUGGUUUUGUCAGUGUUGGAACAAGCAGUGGGAUCGGAUAAUUCUGAUAUUCAUGACAUCCCCCCAGAGAAACCCGCGAGCCAGAAAGGACGCCUCUCCCUGCAGAACACAGCUGAGAUCCAGCACUGCCUGGUGAGUGCAGGAGAUGUGGGCUGUGGUGUGUUUGAGUGCUUUGAGAAUAACUCCUGCGAAAUACGAGGCCUACAGGAAAUCUGCAUGACGUUCCUGCACAACGCUGGCAAAUUUGACUCUCAGGGGAAAUCAUUCAUCAAGGAUGCCCUGAAGUGUAUGGCGCAUGGGCUGAGACAUAAAUUCAGCUGUAUCAGCAGGAAGUGUGCGUCUAUCAAAGAGAUGGUGUUUCAGCUCCAGAGGGAAUGCUACAUCAAACACAACCUGUGCUCCGCCGCCAAGGAGAAUGUUGCCGUCAUGGUGGAGAUGAUACAUUUUCAAGAUCUCUUCCCAAAAGGUCCUUAUGUGGAGCUGGUGAACAUUCUCCUGAGCUGUGGGGAGGAGGUGAAGGAGGCGCUGACCCGAAGCGUCCGGCUACAGUGUGAGCAGAACUGGGGCGCCCUGUGUGACAGCCUGAGCCUCUGUUCCUCUCUCACUCCGCCCUCCACGGGCUCGGCCGCCGAUCACCGUCGCCCCGUCCCCUCCCACCCUGAGCCCGAGCACCCUCGCCCUCCACGGCAAGGUGACAAGGACAAAACGAGUAAGGCGGGCUUCGGCUCUCACCCACGCAAUCGCAGCCAGGGACCCCGUCGCCAGAGCCUAGAGACCGGAGUGGUGGCUGAACAGGAAGAUCCAGAGGCCACCGACAUCCGGAGGUGAAAAUGCAGGAGAAUGUCCACAACGCUGACCCCUACACACCUGCAGACUUGUGCACGUGUACACACACCCGCACACACACAUACACACACACACACACACACAUGCGCGCACACACAAAUUCCCAAACAGACUGAGCAGAAGGAAACAAGCCCGAACCUUUCCUUUCCUUAUUCUGCCCUCUCCAGUCAUUCCAGCAGUCCCAAAUGCGAAACUUGCAGGGUAAAUUGUGGUGUAGCUUGUACUGUUAUACCAGAUUAUAGGCCACAUUAGAGAAUAAAAAUGGAAUAAUAACAAAUAUCUUGAUUAUUUCAAUUGUUAGAACUAUUCUGGCUCCAGUAUAAUGUUGCUCAAAUCAUACUUACUGUAAGAUUUGAUUAUAUUUUUAUUAUUUAUUUUAUUCUUUAUGCAAUGUUGAGAUAUCAAACUGUACAUAGAAAUAUACUUAUCUAUAUUUAUAUCUACGUGUAUAAAUAUAGUUACAAUAUGCAAUGCUGAUAUAAAUGAAAUAGUACAUGGCGUGCUGUCUGUAGUUCUCCUCACACUAUUGCAGCCAUGACACACCGGCAUGUAGAUAUGUAACGUACACCAGUUGUUGUUUCAUAGUGGGAACGUGUAUUAUAAUUAUAGAUACUUGAUGAUUAAAUACAAAUUGUACAGGUUUCAAGUCCAGUUCUGGCACAUAUGAAUUGUAUUGCAUGAUGGCCGUGAAGCCAAUGAACGUGCAUUCUUACGGGAAAGAGAAUGCAUUUAUAAUACUAUGAAUAAGGGCAGUUAUUGUUGAAUGGUUUCAAUAAGCAUCUCACCAAGCUAGAAACAAGUGAGCCGAGACUGAUCUGUACCGUCCGUGGCCCGUGAGACACUGAUGGUAACUGUAUCAAAGCGAUUAGUGCUACUUUGACGUUGCAUUUGAGUGUCAAAUCAAUCUUAUAGGUCAUUAACAGAGCUUCACCUCGCAGUCUCCACAACGUUACAGAUGUCACUUUAGGAGGAACUGUCAAAAAAUAUUUUUAGGUCACCCCCUCCCUCCCCAAUUACUAUUAGAAAAUAGAAUGUGUUCAAUAGCAGCACAGUUUGUACUUAACAAAUAUAUAAAUGCAUCUGCUUUUUUUGUGUGUCCCCAUUUUUCUCAAGUUGGAGUAAAGAUUUGAGACUUGUUCUGUGCACACAAAAGGCUUAUUUUUCACACAUUUUGUUCAUAAAUGUGUGAAAAUGCACGUUAGUGAGCACUUUACAUUUGCCAUGGUAAUCUGUCCACAUGGCUUGAUUAAUUGAUUAAUCGUGGCCUCGCCCACUGGUGUCAGAGAUACAAAACAAGCUAAAGCUAACAGGCUAACCUUGGUUUGGGUGUUUUAUUAAAGCAUGUAAUUUUGCAGCAUGGUUACUGGUUUUCAUAACAGGUGGCUGAGGUGCAUGUAUUAAAAAUUCUGACUGGCAUAUUGCAUUAGUAACUGUGAACUAAAAGCCGACACAACCUCACGAAACUCUGGCUAUCAGAUAAUUUGUGCUAAUGCACAAAUUAAACAAUUCUGAAAUUUCACUCAACAGAAAUACUGGAGCACAGACAUCUAUGUAAAGAGGUGGCAUGCGAGCAAGACCGGGGGGGAUGAACGAAGCCAGAACAUACCCCCCAUCUCAGAGUUACAAAGCAAACUAAAGCUAAUAGGCUAACCUUGGCUCAGGUGUUUUGUUAAGACAUAUAUUUUUGCAGAGUGGACAGUGGUUUUCACAACAGGUGGCAGAGGUAUAGGCAUUAAAAACUCUGACCAGAAUUGUGCCUCAGUAACAGUGGACUAACAGUGAACAUAACCUCUUUCUACAUGCUAAUUUGUGCUAAUGGUGCUAAUGUACAAAUUAAAUAAUAUAGGAAUUUCACUCAACAGAAAUAUUGGAGCACAACAUUCUGUGUAAAGAGGUUGCGUGUGGACAAGAUUAGCAAGACAAAUGAAGCCAGAACAUGCCCCUCAUUUCAGAAUUACAAAACAAGCUAAAGCUAACAGGCUAACAUUGAUUCAGUUGUUUUAUUAACACAUGUUUUUGCAGACUGGGCAGUGGUUUUCAUAAUGGGCUGCUGAGGUGUGGACCAGUAUAUAGUAACUGGAUGAACAAUGGACAUAACCUCAUUAAACUCUCGCCAUCUGCUAAUACAUGCUAAUGGUGCUAAUGUACAAGUUAAAAAAAUGCUGAAAUUUUACUCAGAAAUACUAGAGCAUAGACUUCUUAGAUUGUCCAUUUGUGCAUUUGAUUCUACAGUAACCCUAUUAUCUCAGAUAUAUUCAUAAUAAAAUGCUGAGAAAGGAUAAACACAGUCGAGUCACAGCAGCUCAUGGGGCUCUGGAUGGCUCACUGGCACAUAUUAGUAGUGCAGUCAUCUCACUGUUUAAUCAGCAAAGGUGAAGUGCUCGAUAACACAGAUUUUAACAAAUUUGUGUACAAAAUCCAAAGGAAAUAAACAUUUUUUGACUUCAACUCUGGGAAAAAUGGGGGUGAAAACAAAAGUUUUGCAUUCAUAUUUGUGUGGAGAAUAGUUUCUUUUUUUCCCCCGAUACAGAUGUUUCUCAAUGUAAAAUCACAUCAAUGUGCCUAAACUCAUUGUCCGCAGUGACCGCUUCUCUGUGAUUUCUGUACAUGGAUGAUACUGUGUCAGGGUUGGGAAGGGGAGACGACGGGGGGUUUGUUCAAGCUUUUCCAUUCUUGUUGAGCCACAGAAGUCUUAGAUUUUUGCACUUUGGAUGAUUGACUGCUGCAGGGUUGAACAAUAAGAGCAGGUUACACUAGAAUUUACUGUAUAUGAUGUUUAAUUGCAGCCCCAUUAUCGUUUACAGCUCAAAGUCCUGUGUCACUCCUUAGUAGUUUCAAAUGUAAAGCCCUCUUUGGAUGAGCCAUUUUGAAUUUUCAGGGGCCCCGAGCCCACAUGCGCUACCUAAGUGGGCCCCUCUCACUCUUUGGCCCCUCACAUAGGUCAGGACUGAGAUGCAGGCUGUUAAUUUUACCUGCUUGAACUGCAAGCAAUUGCAGCCAGGACCCAGGAACUGGUUGAGUCCACGCGCUGGGGCUCUGGCGCUGUUUUUCUAAAUGUUAUAUUUACUGAGGCCACCAGAGAAUUCCUCUGGGCUGCAGCCAAGAGCCAGCAACUGAGAGAAACAGAGGAGUGUAGCAAGGAGGAGAGAAACGCUGUCUGUCUUCUUUCUUUAGGACGCAGACACAGGCAUUUGACCGUUGCAGGCCAGUCGCAUAUUUUGGCUAUGAAACUAUAUUUUGCAACCACGUCUCAUGUUGAGAAGCAAGAAAAAAGAAAAGAGAAAAAAAAAGGUGCUUGAAUUUUAUGGCUCUUUGGUUUUUCAUUUUGUUUGCUCUCGUGUACUCAAAAAUAAUGAUACAAAAAUAGUUUCCUUGCCUUUAUUUCACAGUCAUUUAGAGAGUAUUAUAAGCUACAUGGGUUGGACUUGGCAGUGAGGCCUUCGGCCUUUUUCUAUUCUAUCGUGGAAGUUGGGAUUCAUGUGACAUCCCAGCAUGAUUUACAUAAGCUAAUCCUAUUCAGAAUGUACUGUAUGUGUGUAAAGUGACAGUCUGUUCAGCUGUCGUUCGGUUUGAUAUGGCGUUUUGUUAUAAUGUAGUGGCUUGAACGGCUUUUUCUUCUUGUACAGAGGAAAUUGGACUAACCACGUUUCCUGUAUUGUUAGUGUUCAGUCACCACCAUUAAAGCACAAGGACUCUGGUUUCAAACACAGAUCAUGGUCUACAAGUUUGUCACUUAACCUGUUAGACAUCAGGCAUAUGAUCCUCUAAAUACCUUUGGUCUCAGAUGUAUCGUAUCAUUAAAAAAAUAUUUUUGCCUGUA